Messenger RNA from Coffea arabica (coffee), 390 nucleotides. RefSeq names its product large ribosomal subunit protein P2-like. The record is from RefSeq and is a predicted model, not a curated record. NCBI's taxonomy places the organism in Eukaryota, Viridiplantae, Streptophyta, Magnoliopsida, Gentianales, Rubiaceae. Gene Ontology annotation, molecular function: structural constituent of ribosome. Gene Ontology annotation, cellular component: ribosome; cytosolic large ribosomal subunit. Gene Ontology annotation, biological process: cytoplasmic translational elongation.
AACCCUACCUUCGGGCGCCGCAGCCGAUCAGCAAUCAAUCUCUCCAUUCUUCUGGAUUUCCACUGUAUCUUGAAGGUGGUCGCCGCAUAUUUGUUGGCCUUGUUGGGAGGAAACACCUGUCCCUCUGCCAAGGAUAUUAAGGCGAUCCUUGCUUCCGUUGGAGCUGAUGCUGAUGAUGAAAAAAUCGAUUUGCUUUUAUCUCAAGUGGAUGGUAAGGAUAUCACAAAGCUGAUUGCAGCUAGUAGGGAGAAGUUGGCUUCAGUACCCGCUGGUGGUGGUGCUGCCGCUGCACCUGCUGCUGAGGAUAAGAAAGAGGAGAAAGUAGAAGAGAAAGAGGAGUCCGAUGACAAUAUAGGCUUCAGUCUUUUCGACUAAUGAGCAUCAAAGUGU